Messenger RNA from Knipowitschia caucasica, 495 nucleotides. NCBI's taxonomy places the organism in Eukaryota, Metazoa, Chordata, Actinopteri, Gobiiformes, Gobiidae. The record is from the annotation of a GenBank genome assembly.
AUGGCCAAGCCUAAGGUAUUCUUCGACGUGACCGCAGAUGGGAACCCUUUGGGCAGAAUUGUGAUGGAGCUCCGCGCAGAUGUGGUGCCAAAAACUGCAGAAAACUUCCGCGCGCUCUGCACCGGGGACAAAGGCUUUGGAUUCAAAGGCUCCGGCUUCCACCGAGUAAUCCCUGGUUUCAUGUGCCAGGGCGGCGACUUCACCAACCACAAUGGAACUGGUGGGAAAUCCAUCUACGGCGAGAAGUUUAAAGACGAGAACUUCACCCUGAAGCACACCGGCAAAGGCAUCCUGUCUAUGGCCAACGCGGGGCCCAACACCAAUGGUUCGCAGUUUUUCUUGUGCACCGCCAAAACUGCGUGGUUGGACGGAAAGCACGUGGUCUUCGGUUCAGUGGUGGAAGGCUAUGAAGUGGUCGAGAAGGUCGAGGGCUACGGCAGCCAGAGCGGAAAAACCAGGGCGAAGAUCGUGAUCGCCGACUGCGGUCAGCUCUGA